UAUUCAGUGACAUAAUUAUUUAUACAUUUGUUCAUGUAAGUUUGUGAGAUUAUUAGUUUUUGCCCUUUUCAAUAACAUUUUGGCUCAUCGGCGAGUGUCUGUGUGCAUCGCUCAGAUUAAUUAAAAAAAAAGUUGACAUUUGAACGUUUAAUCUACGCUACGUCACUUUAUUCAAAAUGGCGCUGGGGGUGCAUUGCGGUGUUUCCGCUGUAACAAGCAGCCAAGAAUUAUGAUUAUAAUGCACCCAAAGGCUUCAAAACAAUGAUAGUGAGUGCGUCUUGGUAGUGCUCGUGUUCUAAACAUAUACCUGCCCUUACAGUUAGUCAGCGUUCUCUUUACACGUGUUUACAUCGUAAUGCUGCGGAGAGUUAACUUUUACUCGAUAUGUUUCGCAUUCGGCCUCAGUGUAUUGUUAAUUCUUGCUGGAAGUCGAUAUACAGAUAACACAUAUAACCGUCCAUACCCAGAGAGUCGCAGGAAUAUUAGGAACUUCCUGAGGAUCGAGGAUGGAGAUGAACUGUAUCCGCAGCUCAUUCCGACAAACCCUUACGAUGGGUCACCGAACCUUGACAAGCUACUGGAGAAGACCAGAGGAAAAAUUAAAUACGAGUUAUCAGAUUACAAUUUCACACAUUCAGGGGUAAAAAAAUUGGAGGACCUACUCUUGGAAUCGGGAGGUAAGCCUUUGAGGAGCCUCAUUAUAUCUACAUGGAGAUCUGGCACUACGUUUUUGGGUGAUAUUUUGAAUGCAUUGGCUGGAAAUUUCUACCACUAUGAGCCAUUUUUGAGCUACGAGAUAAUUCAGAUCAGAGGCCCCCCUCAGGCAGACAAAGCAUUAAGCACUAUCAAGGGCAUGCUCAACUGUGACUUUAAGGACAUGGAAGACUAUUUUAAAUAUGGGAAGGGUCACUUACACCAGUUCAGCCACAACACGAGAUUAUGGGACCACUGUAAAUAUAAGAAAGAACUGUGUUUCGACGCUAACUUCACUUCUAGGUUUUGUAGGUUGUUCCCUUUCCAAAGUAUGAAGAUUGUGAGACUGCGGCUACGAUUGGUGCGGGACAUUCUGGAGGACCAUGAGCUUAACGUAAAGGUGGUGCUGUUGAUCCGUGAUCCCCGUGGAGUAAUGCAGUCCCGGCAACACCGUGGAUUCUGCCAACCCGCUCCGGACUGCUGGCAGCCGGAAUUGCUCUGUGCUGACAUGAUAAGCGACUAUGUUGCUGCCGGAAGACUGCAGCAGCAGUACCCGAAUAGGCUCAUGGUACUCCGCUACGAAGAGUUGGCCCUGGAACCCAACACCACCACGCUCCGGCUGUUCAAGUUCCUAGGGCUCAGCCUGACGCCCGCCGUCGAAGAGUUCCUCCACUCACACACCAAUAUCGAGGUGGCCGGCGUCAGCUCCACGUUCAGGGUGUCCCGUGACGUGCCGUUCCGGUGGAAGACUGUUCUCGACUACGACUAUGUUGAGGAGAUCCAGAUGGCAUGCAAGGAGGCGAUGGAGCUGUGGGGAUACCGCAUGGCGCACAAUGCGACUCACAUGGCUAGUAAAGAGUUUUACCCCUUACAAAGAUACUCGAUCACACAAUGAUAUUACGUAAUCCAUGAGAAAACGAACGAAUAAUAGUUACAUAUUUCACGUUGUUGAUAUACAAAUUGGUAAUAUAUUAUUUUAUUUAUUUAGCUGGUAAUGAAUGGUGCAGCGCCGCCGCUGGCCUAGUCAAGCGCGGCAUGUUCGAGCAAAUCUCAGUCAGGUGUCUUCCCUAUAUAUCUCUAAAGCAACUAUUAGUUUUCUAAACGCACAUAGUGUACGUGCUAAAAAUAUUUUAGUUAAAAUGUUAUUUACCUACAUGUUUUAGUUAUUAAUUGUAAAUUUUAGUUUAUUUGAAAUAAUCUCUUAGUGAACGUAAUUUGAUUCCACGAAAUUUUGGAACAUUCCACAUUGUUGCUAUUGCAAAUACGGCCGCUAUAAAAUGAAGUUACAAAAAUACUAGUUCUCAUUACUACACCAGUAUUAUUAAACCAUGUAGAGUAAUAUUUAUUAGAGGACACUUUAGUUUGUGGCCGAGUAUAUACAUACCAGUAACUUGUUUUUGUUGGAAAAAGUAGUGGUCGGGCAGAGUUUACAAUAAGUUAGUUCUCAUUUUAUUUAGUUGUAUAUUAUUGAAUCAGGGUUAAACGAUAUACAUGUUGAACGUUUUCGGUUGGUUCAAUGAAACUUACGUAUGGAACGGGCCCUCAGCCAUUCAUACUUAUAUUUUCUGAAGACUGAAUGCAUUUCCAGCGUUUGUCCUUACUCUUCCAAAUAUUAUACUAACAAAUGAACUAGCUCAGUAGAAUGUUUGCGCUUUAUAAUCGACUCCAGUAAAGUCGUGAAGUAAUGUUAGAUGUAAUUAGUGAGCUCAGGUUGUGUACAACACCGCGGUGUGUCGUUGUUAUAUCCAAAUGUAAAAGAUGGACCAUUUAAAUUACGAGAGGUCAAAAUUGCUUGAUUAAUCAAUACUGUAAUAUAGGUAAGAGCAAUGUAUACAAGUACAUGUGUACGAGCAAUUUUUGUCUCUUCUACUUAAUGCAUUUUAAUUACGAAUAAGCUUAGGCAUUAGCACUCACGGAAUUGAGGAAUUGUUAAUGCUUCCAGUUUAGACACUGUAUGAGUAAUAUAGUUUAGAGAACGUCGUAGUGCGAACAAGUGGCUUCGAUCGGCCAGUAACGUUAGACAGGGGACGGGCGGGCGCGUUUUGCGCUCGCCUGGUGUGAUACAUUUACAUUUAUAUUGUGGCUUUUCAAACUAGAGAAUAUUCGGUUACGCUACUCGAAACACCAACUCGCUAAGUGCUUUACUAAACACUUGGUGAUAACAAUUAAUUACUACAUUGAGCGGCACGCAUGUCCGCGUCGGAUCAAAUGAUAUAGAAAGCUGAAUAAUCUCCGUCCAUGAGAUAAAUACGAUCGUCGAUAUCAAACCCCGAAGUUUCGGAUAGACGAUACCGGGCUCUCGUCAUGUAACGAGGUAUGCACACUGACUCAAAAAUACACGUUUUGAAUAGUAGCUUGCACAGUACAUAGACUUAACAUUCACGAUUUGGAUGAGUGUUAUUUGUAAACCGCAAGCGGGUUGCUUUUGAAUUUAAGUCGCUUGGUUUGUACAUGUGAUUAAGUAAUAAUUAAGUAGUAACUUGGACUGUAAGUGAAAUUUAAGAUCUGAUGGUGUCAUAUCGUAUACCGGGACGCCAGCGCCCGCAAGGUGGCGCGCGCGUCGAGAACGCAACAAACGGAACUAUAAACGUAGUGAGAUUCAUUAAGUGCACUUGUUUGUAAGGUAGCUCUACCUAUAGGUAAACGAUUGAAACGUUGAUGCUAAAUUUGAAUGUAUUACUUUUCGCGAGUCUUUAGUAUUCGAGGUAGGAAAAUAGUCAGUUUUGGUUCGUCUUUAUCAUAACGUAAAUUUACAAAUUACCUACAUUUAUAUUGAAAAUAAAGGCAAGUACAGUGAAAUCUGGAUAAGUGAGACUUCAAGGGGCGACAGAAUUUGUCACUUAAGGAGGUAUUCCACUUAUAAAGGGUCUCAGUUAGACAGGUAUAAUAAAAUGUCUGUCUCAUUUACAGAGGGUAUCACUAACAGAGGUUAGAAUAGAGGUUUUGUCAGUUAUAGAGGUAACAUAAUAUUGUUAUUAUUAUGUACCUAGCAGUGGUGGCGGCUGGUGAAAAUUUCUGCUAGGCAACACCGAGCAAAAAGAAACCUACCUUAACAUUAGGUACUUUAUUAGUAAUCAAUUUUAGGCAAGCCGGUGGGAAUUGGCUUGUAUGGACGAGCUGCUGCUGGUAGCUAGUUGGUCUCUCUAAAAAGGUAUAAAAGUACAAAAUAAACCUUGUCUAAAAAAAUAUCGAAAGCUCGGACGUCAUUGCGCGUUCGACUUUUAUAUUAUGAUUAUUGUGAUUUUUAAAAAAAUAUUUUUUAUGUAAUUUUUUGAGAUUUUAGUUUUAAGUUCGAUAGUUUUAAUUACAUACUUAAAAUAAAUGUGAAAACCCUUCAACUCGCCUAAACACAAAUAACCGACAACAUGGAUGGAUGAAGGAUGAAUGAAGAAUUACUUAUUAAAAACAUGGAUACUGAUUUUCAAUAAAGUCCAAGUUACAGAGGUCAUAGAUUGACUGUGUCAAAUACAGAGGUAAACUCCUAUAAAAUUCUAAAGAAACAAUUUUAAAUGAAUGUAAUUUUUCAAAUAUGUAUAGUCUGGUAACAGAGGUAAAAUGGACUCUGUCUCACUAACAGAGGUAAAUGUGACUAUGCAGUCGAAAAAGCUUAUCUCAGUUAUAGAGGUCCGUUUUGUCUCACUAAUAGAGGUAAAGCAGGGCAAAAGUGUCGGGACCGCACCUUUUGUCCCAACUAAAGAGGUUUCUCACUUAUCCAGGUCCCACUUAACCAGGUUUCACUGUAAUAGAUUAGUGGUAAAUAAUAAAUUAAUAAUCUUUACCAUAAAUGCACGCGCAACAUUACAUUAGUAUAACGAUCGAAUAGGUACUGAAGUAUGCAUUUAAAAUACCUAUUAGCUACGAAUAUUCUGCAAAGACUCGUCUUUACGUAAUAAUAUUAGGUAAAUAGCAUAAAAAUAAAAUAGCAUAGGUAUUUUCAAGUCCCGUUAAUUAAAAGGCCUUAUGUUCAUUUAGUAGAAGUGAUUUAUCGGCCUAUAUUGUAGAAUAUAAAAAGAAAACACUAAACGUGCUGAUUGUCCAACUAAAUAUUUACCUACUUUUAAUUUCAAUUUCAAUCGGUUGGUCGGUUGAUACAAAAUCUGUAGUAUUUUGUAAAGAAUUUGGCAGCCCUGCCAUCUAUUCACUCCAUUUGACACAUAUGAGAGGAAAGGCCAGCUUAAGUUAAUUUUAUAUCGUAAAUUAAAUUAUAAAAUAUACUCUUUAUCGAACAAUUAAGAUACUGAUUAAAAAUAAGAUUAAGCAUGCGUUUCGGAGAUGCCUACUGGCUAUUAGGGUGGACCUAAUUUUUUUUUAAUGUUAGGGCUUCACAUGGUUAUUUUUUCUUAAAAGCGUAUAAAAAUUGAAUCUAAUUGUGUGAGGACAGGCAGGACUAACAGCCUUGUGGAGUACAAGUAGUAGGAGGACAAGUAGCCUUGUGGAGUAAUGGUUAAUAAUUGAAGUGAAACUUCUUACUUGUUAAUGCGACUUCCAACUGACAGCGCGUAACACUCAGUCAGUGUUACGUUGCGCAACGACAACUCACUCAUUCAAUCUACUUUCACUCUACUUGGACAUUGGCUGCACAUAACACUUAAAUUUGCACCCAUUUGUGUAAAGCACGGUUGUCCAGAGGCUACAGUACAUUUUUGCCGUCACGCUAGCCUUAUUUCUAGGUUCGAUCCCCGGCAAAUCUUUUAGCAUUUUUAUUUUUAUUAUUUUUUCUUCUAUCCCCGGGUUGCCCCCAGUUAUCACAAUUAUGUUACGAAGUUUCACUUCUUCCGCGUGGAGGGACUCUACGCACUGUUUUUUAUUUUUGUCCCAUACAAACGUGGACCACCCUACUGGCUAUUGACAUUGAACGCUUCACUCUAUAGGUAAAGGCCUAUGUUGAACAAAACGAAUACUCUGGACCGAUAGAAAAAAAAACUGUUGUUAAAUCAAUUUAUUUAUUUUUAUAAUGCAGAAAUCGGUUCAAAAUUUAGCUAUUACUGCUAUUAAGCAAUCAAAUAUGCAAGAUCUAUUUCAGACACAGCUCGGUCUGUUACAAAUUCAAUCGGUCUUGGCUAUAAAUGGGUGAAUUAACUCGAUUGUUUGUCAUGGUUCAAUCUGUUGUUAUGCAUAUAUUUUGUGCAAUACAAUAUGUCUCUAAAUCUAGAUUCUAAAAUGGUAUUGGAAUACAACGUGUUCUUAAUCCGGACAUAGGUACAUAAAACAUACAUAUACAUUAAGAUAUCUGUAACUCGUAUACAAGUAUUAUUGCAGUCUGUAAUUAAGGAAAAAAACUGUUUACAAUUAUUUUCCCUGACUUAACAUGACACUUAUUUAAUGAGCCUUCAUAACACUUAAAGCUAUGCAACCGCAUUCUAUGCAUAAUAAAUAUAUUAUUACAUAUAAGAUGUAUUUAUCCCUUCAAGUGGCAUACGUAAUUUUUGAGUAGAAAGAACCUUGAUUUUAGUUCGAUUAAGUAAAUUUCAAAUUUGUUUGAUGUAAUCGGCCUGGAGCCGAAGGCCUCUAUCCAAGUUGAAAAAUUGAGGUGUUUACUUUUAAUGUUAUUAGGAGAUAUUAAAAAUAUUUCUAUGUACUUCUCACGUGAAAUAAGUGUAGACACUAAAGGCGAUGACGCAAAGCGAUCUUGCUUACGACAAUACCUAUCCAAGUGCUACAAAUACAAUAAAUAUACAAGAUAACGAAGAAUGAACUAACAUUCGUUGUUGAUUAGGCUUAAUUUAAUGGACUUGGUAUGCUAAUAAUUACAUUACCUACUCGUUGUUGCUAUGCUCACAGAGCAUAAUAUAUACGCUUGUGACCUACGCACGGGUCUUCGGUCAAUUAUUGCAACCUCGCUCCCCACAUGAAAUAAAUACCCUUUUAAAAAUUAAAUUACCUACCUGCAGUCGAGGGAAGACUGAAUCUCUCGGUCCCACAACCGUCAUUGACGCCAAAACCUUUAUGCAUUCAUUGGCAAUUAUUAACAAAAUAAUUAGAUACAUACUCUUACCAAGCUGAGGUGGCAGCAAUUUUGACAGCCUCGAUCGUACAAAAUGUUAUUUUAACGACGGUUACUUAACGUUUGCACAGGCGCUGCUAUCGAAAUCGAUGCUAACUUGCUCAGUCUACAUUAUUUUACAUAUUUUUUUCUGGCGUAGGGCACAGAUAUGAAGGUCUACGUAAAUAUCUUAACAGCUCAGAGUGCUCAAGUAGAAGAAAAACGCAUACAGGGCGAGUUUUGAACGUAUUUAUUUAAUAUGUAAUCAGUAUUUUCAGCUGUGUUCAUUGCUACCUAGAAUCUCUGCAAUGCAAACAAUUUGAAAAUAUUACAGAUAUUAUAAUUAUAAAUGUGAUCCUUUAAGGGGCAAUGAAAAAAAAAAUUGCCGUUUUAAGCACUUUAAAAAAGAAAUCUAAACCAAUAUAAUUACUGUCCCAAAUAAAAUAUCUUAAUAUCAAUUUAAUGUUAAACCAUAAAAUCUUGAAAACUUUAGUAGGAAAUAUAUAUCGGGACUAAAUUAUAAUUUCGCGAUACUUUAGAUGAGUCUAAAAGCUAAUAAUACUGCCAUUAUUUGCUGUUAGUGUCGCAAACGAGACAAUAUUUCGCUUACAAUCAUUGCUCUUUAAGUAAAGGAGCUUUUAAACGGGCCAUGUUUUCGCUGCAAUAUGUUCCCGGUGUUAUUUUUAAGAGAAAAGGGGUGUCGAGAAGACACGUCCGUUUCACGUAUCGGUAUAUUUCGACUGACCAUGACGGUUGCCGGGUGCAGCCGGCAGGCGGGGAAAUCUCAUCUACCCGAUAUCUUAAACCUAACAGCCGACAACUAUUGGUGUCUUUCUCUCACAUGUGAGUAAGAGGGACGCCAAUAGUUGCCGGCCACAUAUUGCAGUGAAAAUAUGGCCCGUUUAGAAGCUCCUUAAUGUGUAUGUGUUUACGAAGUAAUACAACAAAGUCAAUAAAAAGCCAUCAAUUACUAAUUAAGAGAACAUGCUUCCUAAUAGAUCUGACAAUAUAAUAAAUUAUUAUGUUAUGCCUUAACGAAAUACUGGUAGUGAUAUAGUUAAGAUUUUUUUAUUGAAUUGCAUGUUAGAAACUAUUAUACAGUCAUAAUUAUUUAGUGACGCCGUUCUGAGAGCUGGCUGGAACCAGUGUAGAUUUUUUAUCAUAUCAUUAGCAUAUCAUAAGGUACUGAUUAUACACGAAGUGAGUGAGUCGAUCACGAUAAUCUUUCGCUUGCGCCUAUUAAGGAAUUUAUUCAGUAAGCUGGUGUACGCUUAAUAUUGGCUAUUGCGUUACAUAUUAUUAUAAUGCUCCUAUGUUUAAUAAGUAAUGUUAUAUUUUGUUAUGUUUUAAGAUUUUAAUAGGCUAAAUUAAUUUACUUAUGUUAGUUAAAUACUUACCUACUCGACAUUUAAAUGUGAAAGAAUAUUGUUCAAAAUUGCUUAUUAAUUUAAGAUUAUCUUUAGAUGACAUUGUAAGCAAUAAAAUAUAAAUUACACGAAAAGUUCAGCCCAUUUGAUUGGAAGCGGUAGAAUUUAAGGGUAGCCUUAUUAGCAUAAGAGUUAAGAGUGAUUAAAAUGUUAAAAGUUAUACUCAGUAGGUAGGUAGUUAUAGCACGGCGGCAUACUCAUUGCAAACAUUGUAUUCAUUAUCUUUUUGCCUUAAGUUUUUAAGUUACAAUAAAAAUGGAUGAGCCGUUCCAA
Leguminivora glycinivorella is the source of this 8376-nucleotide messenger RNA. Its product is annotated as carbohydrate sulfotransferase 4-like. Bases 356 to 1588 code for a protein of 410 amino acids. The record is from RefSeq and is a predicted model, not a curated record. Lineage: Eukaryota; Metazoa; Arthropoda; Insecta; Lepidoptera; Tortricidae. Gene Ontology annotation, molecular function: N-acetylglucosamine 6-O-sulfotransferase activity. The transcript has 4 exons. Gene Ontology annotation, biological process: sulfur compound metabolic process; N-acetylglucosamine metabolic process.